Molecule: messenger RNA, 2178 nt
Organism: Cylicocyclus nassatus
Lineage: Eukaryota; Metazoa; Nematoda; Chromadorea; Rhabditida; Strongylidae
Source: the annotation of a GenBank genome assembly
AUGAAUCGUAAAGUUGAGGUCGAUUGUUAUCCAGUUGAUUUGCUGAUUACUAUGCUGGACAAAUACGAACUAACACCAAACAUCUUGAACAUGAAUGAUAAGACUGGUGGUAGAGAUGGUUUUGGUGAGGGAGUGCAUUAUGGAAACUACAAUCAUUCUUGGGGUAGUGAUACAACAAAAGAGUCCAUAGAUAUUUGGGUGUUUGACCAAUGUGCUGCGGCUUUGGACUUUAUAGAGGAAAACAACGAAGUGAAAUAUGCUUUACCAGAAUAUCAAGUAAAGUCUAUGCAAGAUGAGCAAAUCAAUGAAAUCACUAAAAAAGUUAUUCGUGCUUUGAUUGUCCGUACAAAUUCAAGGGCUGUCACAAAUCAAAAAGAUAACAGUAAAGCAAUGGGUCGUGAUAAUAGUGAUAUAGAGUUUGAUAAGUUUGAGACACCUAGAUACGAUUUAUCACAAAAGAAGUUAUCAUUCAAGGCAUUGGCAAAAGGAAGUAAUAAUAAACUGUAUAAGGUUGAGGUUGCUUUCUAUGGUGUUGAGCCUGGAAGUUUAACUACUGACGAUUUGGUUGCAGGUGGUGCUUUGAAAGGUAAUCUGCAUAGUGGUUGUGCUUUAUAUACUGAUAAGGUGCUGACUAACUAUAAAAAGAAAACAGAUAGACCAGAAAAGAACGCAGAGAAUGUGGGUAAAGAAAGUAUUAUGGGGUUUCAAGAAGCAUUUGCAAAAGGUCAAAUCAAGGUAUGUGUUGUAGGCAAGAAUUAUCAAAGCAGUAAAGAAAGUAGUAGGUUUGAGUCUAUUGCUGAUGGUGAAUACUUUGUAAAUGAUGUGGUAAAUGUAAAUAAGAAUAUGAAUGAUUUUGCACUUAUGGAUUCAAAUAUUCGUGGAGCGCUGGGUUGGUCUGGAACACAUUGUAAAUUAGAAACACCCAGAGACUUAUUACCACACGAAAAAGAAAUCAUAUCUAAAACAUUAAGACAAGCAAGUAGUGGGUUGAAUGUAGAUAAUGUAUUCAAUCUGUUUGGUUUGUUGUGUUGUGCUAAGGAUAUUUGGACUGACUAUAUGGAAGGAAGAGCAAUAAACUUUUUACCAUCUGGCGAAGGUCUUGAAAAUGACAAACGGAAAAGAACAUAUUUGGGGUUUGAUACUAUAAAAAUGUUUGACCCGAAAGAAGUAAAAACCAAGGUGGAACUCUGUGAAGCGGCAGCAAGAGAAGCGUUUAAACUUACAACUGCUUUGACUGGGUGUGAAUUAUAUUUGAAAGACUAUCCAGAAUUAGACUUUAUAGAUGCUUUGAUGACUGCUAGGCUUUUGAGAAAUGACGAUGUAGAAAUCAAAGAAGUCUGCAAACCGACAAUGACCUUGAAAGAAUUAUUUGAGAUUGUUGCAGGGGAUAAAGAGAAUGAGGACUUUGGGAUUGCUGCGAAGUUGUUAUUGGAUAGGUAUAUGGGAAAACCAAAAGAAAACCAUAGAAACAUUAUGAACCUUUUGCCUACUGAUGGACUAACGGUUUUGACUAUCAAGUUUUACCACGACAAUAUUCCAAUGAUUGAAUUUAAAGGAUUAGACCAUUGUAUUGCGUGGUGUGUAAAUAAAGAUAUGGAAACUUAUAAUGUCUUUAUGUGGGGUGAAACUGCUACGACUUAUGAAAUGAUAGGGUUUAGAUUGUGGGAUUAUCGUUCUGCGACUUGUGAUUAUAGUGAAGCGCAAGAAGUUUUAAAGAAUGCUUAUAGAAAAGGCAGUAUGGGUGGUCAGUAUAGUAUAUUCAGGGUCAAGGUUAGUGAUAUGAAAAUGAUGGAUACCGACAAGACUUUGAGCGAUUAUACUUUGAUUCGUGAUAAGUUGCGUGAUGUAUUAGAGCCUUUUUAUUGGUAUGGGAAUAAUCUAACUAAGCGUGAUGAACAAAACAGAAGUAAUGAAAUCUUUGUUCAGCGCGGAAUAGACUUAAACACAAGCAAAAAGGUCAUAACUAUCUCAUUUGAAUUUAGUCUUUAUGGCGGAAUGCGUGGAAGACAAGAAGAGAUAGAAGCAGACUUAGAGAAACUUGUAAAAUAUGCUAUGACACCCAAGAUACAAAAAGUUUUACGAGCGGUUGAUACAGACUUGCGAGUAGAAUUUAAGUUGUGGGGUCGUAAAUUAGUCAAAGGUUUUAUAACAAAAGGAGUAGAAAAUGAAACCAAAUAA